Molecule: messenger RNA, 942 nt
Organism: Varanus komodoensis (Komodo dragon)
Lineage: Eukaryota; Metazoa; Chordata; Lepidosauria; Squamata; Varanidae
Product: olfactory receptor 5V1-like
Exons: 1
Coding region: 1-942 (313 amino acids)
Biological process (GO): G protein-coupled receptor signaling pathway
Cellular component (GO): membrane
Molecular function (GO): G protein-coupled receptor activity; olfactory receptor activity
Source: RefSeq, a predicted model, not a curated record
AUGGAGGCAGAGAACCGAACCCGGGUCAGGGAGUUCCUCUUCUUGGGCUUCUCCAGCUACGCCGGCCACCAGGCCUCCCUCUUCCUGCUGUUCCUCACGGCCUACUCGGCAACGGUGACGGGCAACCUCCUCAUCUUGCUCCUGAUCUCGCUGGACUCCCGCCUCCACAGCCCCAUGUACUUCUUCAUCGGGCAGCUCUCCUGCCUGGACAUCUGCCUGUCUUCCGUCGUCGUGCCGAAGAUCCUGGUGAACUUCCUACGCCGGAGGCACAGCAUAUCCUACGGCCAGUGCCUGGCCCAGACCUUCUUCCUGGUGGGGUUCGCCGGGUGCGAGCCGGCCCUGCUGGCCGUCAUGGCCUUCGACCGCUACGCGGCCAUCUGCCAGCCUCUGCGUUACGCCUCCCUCAUGAGCCACAGGGCGUGCCGUGGGCUCGUGGUGGCCACGUGGGCCUGGGGCUUCCUGGACGCGGCCGUUCACGCCUGCCUAACCUCUACGCUGUCCUUCUGUGGGGUGAAUCAGAUCCCCCACAUAUUCUGUGAUGUCCCCCCGCUGCUGAAAAUCGCCUGCAGUGAUACGCAUGCCAAUGAACUGACCAAUCACAUCACCAGCAUCUUUGUGGGGCUGGGCCCCUUGAUGUUCAUCUUCAUCUCAUACUGCUGCAUCCUCUCCUCCAUCCUGCAAAUCCGCUCCGGCACCGGCUGGCGCAAGGCCCUCUCCACCUGCGCGUCCCACCUCAUCGUGGUCAACCUCUGCCUUGGGAACGCCUUCCUGAACUACAACCGGCCCAGCGCCGGCUACUCCCUGGAGGUGGACACGCUGGUCUCCUCGAUGUUCUGCAUCGUCAACCCCAUGCUGAACCCGCUCAUCUACAGCCUCCGCAACAAGGAGGUGAAGGCAGCCCUGCGGAAGGUCUUGAACUAUCAGGGGGCAGCUUCACGUUGA